Messenger RNA from Teleopsis dalmanni, 1604 nucleotides. RefSeq names its product opsin, ultraviolet-sensitive-like. The record is from RefSeq and is a predicted model, not a curated record. Gene Ontology annotation, cellular component: membrane. The coding region runs from base 52 to 1560 and encodes 502 amino acids. Gene Ontology annotation, biological process: visual perception; G protein-coupled receptor signaling pathway. NCBI's taxonomy places the organism in Eukaryota, Metazoa, Arthropoda, Insecta, Diptera, Diopsidae. The transcript is spliced from 4 exons. Gene Ontology annotation, molecular function: G protein-coupled receptor activity.
UAAAUAAAAGCGGUCAAUGUAUAUGAAGGCUUUAAUAUUGAAUCGGGAACAAUGCAUGACAACAGCAAUAGCAACAAAAAAUGUAAUGGAAAUAACUUAUCAAUUAGGAAAUCUACUAGCCACAGUAGCAGUAAGAGCAGCAACUUUUAUUGGAAAUAUACCAGCACAAGUGCUUUCAUCACUUGGGCAACAACGAUGGCAUCCACCGUUUCGUUGGCAAUGACAACUCCCUUGCCAACAUUUUCAAGCAAUUUAGAUUUAAUGACGAUGGCAUCGAGUGCAACUGGGACUUUAAAUCAAUCAACGACGACGAACUGCACAGAAGAAUUGUUGGAAAUAGAUUCACCGACAAAUCAAACAUUAAGUACAUAUCCCGCACUUGUGCACUUUCGUGGCGUAUACGAUGUCUCCUUUAUCGCAAAGAUAAAUCCGUUCUGGUUGCAAUUUGAGCCGCCAACCACAAGGACGUACUACAUAUUGGCAGUUAUUUACAUCAUCAUAUCAAGCGUUGGUUGCAUUGGCAACGCGUUAGUAAUUUUUAUGUUUAUUCGCUGUAAAUCUUUACGGACACCUGCGAAUACGUUGGUCAUCAAUCUGGCUGUAAGCGAUUUGAUAAUGUUAGUAAAAUGUCCAAUUGCUAUAUACAAUAAUUUUAAACAGGGUCCAGCAUUGGGUGACAUAGCUUGCCGUCUUUAUGGCUUUAUAGGUGGCCUCAGUGGUACCGCUUCAAUUGGAACAUUAACAGCCAUUGCCAUAGAUCGUUACAAUGUAGUUGUAUAUCCAUUGGAUCCGAUACGUAAAAAAUUUUUAUUAAGAGCACAUAUUAUCAUAUCAACGAUUUGGAUUUAUAGUCUAUUAUUUUCGAUAGUGCCAGCAUUGGAUAUUGGCUUAUCUGUUUAUGUACCUGAAGGUUUUCUAACAACAUGUAGUUUCGACUACUUAGAUAAAGAUACGAAAGCGCGUAUAUUUAUGUUUGUAUUUUUUAUAGCUGCUUGGUGUAUACCACUUAUAACGAUUUGUUACUCAUACUUUUAUAUAUUAAAAGUAGUUUGUGCAGCGAAUCGCAUACAAUCGAGCAAGGAUAAGAAUAAGACUGAACAGAAACUGGCCAUAAUAGUCGUUUGUAUAAUCGGGUUGUGGUUUUUGGCUUGGACGCCAUAUUCAAUUGUUGCUAUGUUAGGUGUAUUUGGUAUGGAAGAAUAUAUAACACCACUUGGUUCAAUGAUUCCAGCUUUGUUUUGUAAAACAGCGGCAUGCAUUGAUCCAUAUAUAUAUGCAGCAACACAUCCACGAUAUCGUAUGGAAUUUCGUCGUUUAUUUUAUGGCGCGCGGGAUUUACGACGAUCAUCCACGACACGUUCUUCGUAUAUGACAAGAUCUACAAGGUCGUCACGUCGAUUGCGUACAGUAUGUGAUAUCGAAUCAGUACGUAGUCGACCGCCAGAAAAUUUUAAAAAUAAUAAUUUGAAGGCAGUACCCGAAGUAUCGGAAGAAAAUGACUCUUGUGUAGCGGAAGAGUUAAUUGAAAUUAAUGACAUAAUAGAACAAAGUAAAUUUUAAAUGUUUUUAGUAUAUGAAGAAAAUACAAUUGAUUGAAGUACAAA